CUCAGAAUCUUCAAAUAUUCAUGACCGUUUUUGUCCUUCCUCAUCUUUUCUCACAAUACCCUCUCUCUCUCUCUCACUUUCCAAACAAAGUCACUUUAUGCAAGUCAAUAGUAUCAGUGGCUAAUUAUGGUGUGCUUUCUAGCUUGUUUUGGUACUUGUAAGCGUCAAAAGCAUCGAAAUUUGGCCAGCCUAACUCCCUUUACAGACGAGAGUACUCAUGGGGUCGCUACUGAACCACCAAAACAAGACAACAUUGAAGAACCCAUUAGCCUAAUCAGUGAAUCAAAAGUCCCACUUGAAGAGCCAACAAAUUGCGGUGAUAGAAAGAAAGUUACCUUCGAUCUGAAUGUCAAAACCUGUGAGAAGUUAUGUACCAAGGAAGUUAUCAAUACUUUGAUUGAAAGCAAUGAGAAGAAAGAGAGAGAAAAGAAAGAAGAAAAAGCUGUAGAAAGCAAAUCAUUUUCGGAUUUGAUUGCUUCAGACAAAUUAUCCUAUCCAACAAACCAUAUGUACCAAAAUUGCCCAGAUUGUGAAGAUGAAUAUGAAGAUAUAGACUUAGUAGAAAGUGACUUUGCUGAUGAUGAGGAGGAUGAGGGUGGUGAUAAUCAAACAUCUGUGCAAGAAGAGUCCUCUGAGUCAUUGUUUUCUUUAUCCAUUGAUUCUAGAAAACAUGUCAGUGCAAAUGAAACAGACGAAAAGGAGGUUAAUAGUCCGAUGCCGGUUCAUGCUUCAUCAGACAAGGAGCUCAAGACAAUUGGGUUGAGCCCAAUUGCUCGAGAUAGGAGUCAAUAUGUUCAUCCUGUGUUGAACCCAAUUGAAAAUCUUACUCAAUGGAAGGCGGUCCAAGCAAAAGCACUCACUCCUAUAAAGUAUGAAGAGAAGGAGAACAUCAAUUUAGAGCCACAUUUCAAUAGAGAAACUAGUCCAGAGCCUAGUUUCAAGCAGUCGAAGCGCAAUUUGAAACCAGAGUUCAAUGACCUGAAGUCUGCAGAACAUGAAGUUGCAGUUGACACCAGCCUUUCCAGCUGGUUGGUUGAAUCGGAAACCACACCCAAGUCAAGCAAUAGCACUAAUUCUGUUAGGAAUGCACCAUCUGAGAAACUGAAUUCACCAAGAAGUCAUGAAGAUAGGCCAAUUCUAGGAGCAUUAACCAUUGAAGAGCUCAGACAGUAUUCUGCAUCCGCGUCUCCAAGACGGUCAAGAAGCCGAAGUCCUGAUGAUACACCAAUCAUAGGUACUGUUGGUAGUUACUGGAGUCAUACUGGGCAGACCACGGAUUCAGGCUCAGGCUCUUCUGGCAGAGGAUUUACAGACACCGGAAGCAAGAAAAGAGAGGAUGAGAGAAUGAAGUGGAAUUCUAUUCCAUUUGAAGAAAGAUUGGAGAGAGUUUUGGAGAGAGGUACUGCUGAAGUGUAGCAUGUCUUUUAAAAGAUGGUUUGGGAAAAAGGUGCUUCUCUUUGGGUGGUUGGUUGAUAUUCUCUUGAAUAUGUAUUGUUUAUAUGUAUGUGGUCCUACUUAUUUAUAUUGUCUUGCAAAUGUGUACUUAUGUGAUGAUUAAUGAAAGAUGCAAAAAUCUUUUUAUUAUUA
Molecule: messenger RNA, 1587 nt
Organism: Quercus robur (English oak)
Lineage: Eukaryota; Viridiplantae; Streptophyta; Magnoliopsida; Fagales; Fagaceae
Exons: 4
Coding region: 127-1416 (429 amino acids)
Biological process (GO): male meiosis II
Source: RefSeq, a predicted model, not a curated record